Anopheles maculipalpis is the source of this 1344-nucleotide messenger RNA. RefSeq lists its product as uncharacterized. The record is from RefSeq and is a predicted model, not a curated record. Lineage: Eukaryota; Metazoa; Arthropoda; Insecta; Diptera; Culicidae. Gene Ontology annotation, molecular function: oxidoreductase activity. The transcript is spliced from 3 exons. Bases 1 to 1344 code for a protein of 447 amino acids.
AUGACGGUUCUACCGGUGAUGGAGCUAACGGAUGAGGAGAAAGAGGCAAAGCAGUACUUCCUGACACUCUUUACCGCCUUCAACAAACCGUGCGAUGUUGGAACGGGCGCAGAUCUGGAAGCGUGCCUUCCAACCUGGUUCGACGAGGCUAAGUUCAAACGUGGCCAAAAGUUCUACAGCGACAACCGGUUCGGUAUCCUGCAGGCCAGCUUCUGCAGCUUGCUUGUCCUGUUGGCCGAUCCGAAAGGGUUACGCAUUCUCGAGCACACGGGCAAGUCGAGUACGACGGAAACGGCUCGCAAGCGAUACGUGUCCACCUUUGUGCACAUGAGCGAUUGGUACGAGUGUGACCUAGUGCCGGGAUCAAGAUCAUGGAAAUCGCUCUCGCAAGUACGCCGCAUGCAUCUGAGCGCGUCGAACAGCGCCAAGAAGCGUAACCUAGGGUACAUCAGUCAGCCGGAAAUGGCACUUACCACGUUUGGCUUUAUGGGUUUCCCACUGGUCCGUCCGCAUCUGCUCGGCAUUCGUUACGAUAAUCGUGAGGAUCGGGAAGCCUUCAUCCACUUCUGGGCCGUGAUCGGGUUUAUGCUUGGUGUGGAGGACGCACACAAUAUGUGUCUGUUCCGGUUGGAGGUGGUCGAGAUGAUCUGUCACAUCGUGAUACGGUACGUGUUCAUACCUUCGCUGCAGCUCGAAACACAACUGCUGCGCCACAUGAUGGGAGCGAUCGUGGAUGCGUUCAUACCCUACAUGCCGUUCCUUUCGUACGAAAGCGUUAUGUUUCUGACGCGUCGACUUGUCGGUGUUCCUGGUUACCAGUACGCGCUAGACAUGAAGAAGGAAUUUAUCUGCCGCCCGCUGUUAACGAAGGAAGAGCUGGACGCGACAGUGGAGUACAUUUCGCCACGCGAUGGCUACCGACAGGUGGAGGCAAUGUACCGUGCGAUAUUCUCUGACAAGCUGCACAUCUACACGAUCAAGGAACUAACGGACGAGAUUAAUCAAAACUAUCUGGAAUCGACCACGGAUGGGACGAACGGUACGUACACGAAGCUACCGGGUGAAGAAGAUCCACAGCAGUGGAAAACUUCCGAGCAACAGCUCCGGGAGCUGUUGGGUCUAAAGCACAACCAAGAACUGGUGAUAACGACGGUCGAGGAUGAGGACGAGUGGAACAUGUACAGGGGCGACAGUAAGCUUAAGCUGUUGCCUGCACGCGAUCAAACCAACGUGCGAAUGACGGUGCAGUGUCUUAACUUCUGUUACAAUACGAUCGGACGGUUUACAAACGAGAUGGCACUCUCGUUCAUUCUUUAUCGAUUGAAGCGUCUGCAUGGCAAGUAA